Molecule: messenger RNA, 189 nt
Organism: Fusarium venenatum
Lineage: Eukaryota; Fungi; Ascomycota; Sordariomycetes; Hypocreales; Nectriaceae
Source: RefSeq, a predicted model, not a curated record
AUGAACCCUGCUCCUCGACCUGAUCCAAAUGCUCAUUCUUUCGAUUGGGACAAUGCAACCUUUGAUGAAGCGUGGCAGUACAAUGAAGCGAAGCGUGCAAAGGAAGAAGAUCGAGCCCAAAAGGCAGAGCCAAAGUCAGAGGCCGAGAAGGAGCAGGGACCUGUUAAGCAGAAGGAGACUCCAGUUUGA